GAAAACUUGUAAAUGAGAGUAUCAAUAGUGAAGGAAAUUGCUAGUGUUGGCAACUCGAGUGAAUGAUUUUUGGGCGUGAAAAUCUACUGGAUGGUUGAUCUGAUUCUGAUGACAAUGGAAAUAACCGAAGUUGAAAUGGACGGCUAUGACAGCCAAGGAUGUCUCCAUGAUAUGUUUCGGAGACAAGCGAGAAAAACUCCCAAUAAUCAGGCAGUUGUUGGAUGGUGGAACUUUAAAUACCUUGAUUAUGUGAGCGACUGUUUAGCAGUGAAACUUGGACAGUGUGGAGUGGGAGUGAAUACGGUGGUUGGAAUAUUAAUGGACAGACCUGAUGAUUUUGUUGUCUCCGUUUUGGGCAUACUGAAAGCUGGUAACAUAUUCUACUCAAUCCUUCCCUGUUCAAUCUACUAAUACUAUAUUAAUAGAAUAUCUUCUUCUUCUUCUUCUUCUUCUUCUUAUUCUUCUUCUUCUUCUCUUCUUCUUCUUCC
Nilaparvata lugens (brown planthopper) is the source of this 488-nucleotide messenger RNA. RefSeq names its product nonribosomal peptide synthetase 13-like. The transcript is spliced from 4 exons. NCBI's taxonomy places the organism in Eukaryota, Metazoa, Arthropoda, Insecta, Hemiptera, Delphacidae. The record is from RefSeq and is a predicted model, not a curated record. The coding region runs from base 91 to 411 and encodes 106 amino acids.